Anarrhichthys ocellatus (wolf-eel) is the source of this 981-nucleotide messenger RNA. RefSeq names its product monocarboxylate transporter 12-B-like. The transcript is spliced from 2 exons. Gene Ontology annotation, molecular function: transmembrane transporter activity. The annotation marks the transcript as partial. Gene Ontology annotation, biological process: creatine transmembrane transport. The record is from RefSeq and is a predicted model, not a curated record. NCBI's taxonomy places the organism in Eukaryota, Metazoa, Chordata, Actinopteri, Perciformes, Anarhichadidae.
GUGUCUGAAGCCGUACCGUCUGGCGUCCUACGUCUUGGCGGUGGCGAUGGAGGGUCUCUGUUGUCUCUUCACGCCGUUGCUCCGGUCCUUCUCGCUCCUCGUACCCUUCGCUGUCCUCUACGGUUACUUCGACGGUGCCUACGUGGCACUGAUCCCCGUGGUGACGGCGGACGUGGUGGGAUCUCCGUACCUGUCCUCGGCGCUGGGCGUGGUCUACUUCCUCCACGCCAUCCCCUACCUCAUCAGUCCGCCGAUCGGAGGUUGGCUGGUCGACGUCACAGGAAGCUACUCGCCGACCUUCUUCCUCAGUGGUGUCUCUCUGCUGUCCAGCGCCGUCGUCCUCUCCGCCAUCACCGGGAUCCGCCACUGCCGCCGCCUGAUGCUAACCCCCCGCCGCUAAAUGCUAGCUCCUCCCCCGUCUGUCCGACCAAUCGGACUGCUUCAGCGGAGGCUGUCGGUCGAGCCUCGUGCAGAGGAAACGACCAAUCAGAGUAUCGACAGCGCAGACGGGGAUGAAGGGCCGUGAUUUGCUGGCGAAGUGGAUUUAUUGAUAGUCUGCCGAGGACCAGAAUCCACACUGUGACACACUUCCUGUCACCUGACUUUUAAAGGACACCUGGACGAACAGAGGCGAAGAUGCUAACGCCAAGAAACGAGGGAACAGGAAACAGAAAACAUGAAAUGACCCAAAUAAAAGCAUGUUUGCUCUCUGGUGGAGCUACAGUGGGAACGAAUGGACUCCGCAGAGCAAAGAGAUGAUUGAGUGAAACUAGAACACUCAAUAAGAGACUUUAAAGUUAGUUUGAGGCCAAACAGAAAUGUGUCGAAUGACUGAAUGUCAAAGACUGAAAGUUAAUGUUUGAUUGAUUGUUGAACAAAACUGGGUAGAACAUUCACGAUCCGAAUAUGUGAAUAUCUACUAGAACUCUUUCGCCUCUUUGACUGUAAAUGAUUAGUUUGAAAAUAAAUCAUGUGAAACUG